Phodopus roborovskii (desert hamster) is the source of this 698-nucleotide messenger RNA. RefSeq names its product U8 snoRNA-decapping enzyme. Gene Ontology annotation, cellular component: nucleus. Gene Ontology annotation, molecular function: phosphodiesterase decapping endonuclease activity; snoRNA binding. The transcript is spliced from 3 exons. Gene Ontology annotation, biological process: mRNA catabolic process; sno(s)RNA catabolic process. Bases 4 to 627 code for a protein of 207 amino acids. Lineage: Eukaryota; Metazoa; Chordata; Mammalia; Rodentia; Cricetidae. The record is from RefSeq and is a predicted model, not a curated record.
AGUAUGAGCCUGGAGAUGGAAGAGGAUCGCAAAGUGGAUCUCAGCGAGGCCCUGGCGCUGGGGCCGGAAUGGCGCCACGCCUGCCACGCGCUGCUCUACGCUCCCGACCCCCGCAAGCUGUUCGGCCGCAUCCCGAUGCGCUUCGCUGUGCUGAUGCAGAUGCGCUUCGACGGGCGCCUAGGCUUCCCUGGCGGCUUCGUGGACACGCAGGACAGCUGCCUGGAGGACGGGCUGAAUCGUGAACUGCGCGAGGAGCUGGGCGAUGCCGUGUCAGUCUUCCACGUGGAGCGCUCCAACUACCGGAGCUCACACCUCGCGGUCAAACUACGAGUGGUGGCCCAUUUCUAUGUCAAGCGUCUGACGCUAGAGCAGCUGCUGGCUGUGGAAGCCAGGGCACCUCAAGCUAAGGACCACGGGCUGGAGGUGCUGGGCCUGGUGCGGGUGCCUCUUUACAUCCUGCGUGAUGGUGUGGGAGGCCUGCCCACCUUCCUGGAGAAUGCCUUCAUUGGUGCUGCCCGGGAGCAGCUACUAGAAGCCAUUCAGGAUUUGGAACUCAUGGAUCCUGGCACUAUUGCAAACCUCACCAUCCCAUCUUCUAAGGAGACUCAGCCCACCAUGGACCCAUGAAACCCAAGAUGAGGGCUUUGGUAUAGGGAAGGAUGGUGGGAGGCAUGGCCAAAUGCUUUUCUUUGGGGGCU